Thermothelomyces thermophilus ATCC 42464 is the source of this 3124-nucleotide messenger RNA. RefSeq lists its product as uncharacterized. The record is from RefSeq and is a predicted model, not a curated record. Bases 88 to 3036 code for a protein of 982 amino acids. Gene Ontology annotation, molecular function: protein binding. NCBI's taxonomy places the organism in Eukaryota, Fungi, Ascomycota, Sordariomycetes, Sordariales, Chaetomiaceae. The transcript has a single exon.
CAUUCAACUACCGCCCUUGGGCUUCAUCCUCUCAUUCAAAUAAGGCAUCUUCACCAAGUCUUCCACGAAGAAAGAUAGACCAGCAAAAUGGAGCAAGAAAAUGCGUUCUCUGAGAUCGCUCAUCCAGCAUCCGUCUCCAGAUUAUUCAACCAUCAUCGAAUGGAUCCGGAACUUCCCUCAGGAUAUAAAUGGGCAGAGCAAAAGAAGCUUUAUUGCCCUCGCAAUCUACUCGACCCACGACUACCCGGGCCUAUCACACCAACUCACAACUUUGGUUAUGUAUUCUGUCAUCGUGGGCUCUACGAGCGUGCCUCGGGAAUCGUCGACAAUUCAGUUGCCGCUAUUGAUAAUGGAAUACGCCAUGGUCUAUUUCUUCACGAGGUCGAUGCCUUCGUCUUGGAACAGCUCGACAAGGCUUUUGUAGCCCAUGACAAGAAUCCAAGCCGCGUCACUUCGAAAGUACAGCCUUGGGAGUUCUAUCCUAUCCACGAGAUUCUCAAGACAAGCCUGGUGACGCGGAGAGUUGAGAGGGAAGCGAAGAACCCAGACUUGACCAGCAAACAAUCAGAUUUCGCUACUUCAUACCUGGAAACCGACGGCAAGAUCCCCAGUCUAUUCGAUAUCAUGUGGAGAGAAAGCCAAAAACCAUCCGGGAUUACACUACAAAUCGACCUCAGGGAACAAGAUUUUGCCAAGGCAAUCGCCUACUACUCUUAUCACAUUUCCAAGGUGUCCUUGCUGUACAAAGAUCGCCAGGGCGUACACCGCAGCAAGGGUUGGGAGUUGUUCCGUUCAACGAUUCUGAAGGGCUACAAUAAGCACUACAAAUCUUUCAAUGAUCUGCACGAAGAUGUCAAGAAGAAGUCUGUGGAGGCAUAUGGCAGCAACUAUUUCGAAAUAAGGCAUCUGCAUGUCUUCCCCCCGCUGAUCAUGGUAUUCUUCGCCAAGUAUUUGGUCAAACUUGCGCGGGCAACGCCACCCGUUGAUGAUCCUCAAGGGGACAGAAACAGUUACGAACAUAUCCGCCACACCUUCAUGAAUCAAGUCUUAUCUUUUGUUGGAGUGGGGGUUAACUCCUACAACUUCAUACUGGAAAUCGUCCACAGCGGACUCGGGUUGGGAUACGACAUUAUUAACAAAACGGCAAGAAAUCCCUUAAACGGAGAGUUACUGACAGACGAAGGCGUGAUCUUCGACAGCCGCGUCGACCGGGCCAUGAUCGAUGUGAGCGUGGAACUACGAAAGAGAUAUCCAAAACUGUUGUUUUCAUCCUGUACGCGGUUGCCCGACGUUAUAACGCCGAAAGGGGAGUAUAAGGCGUGGCACGAGACGUCGAGGCUGGUGCGCUGGGAUGACGGCGAGAAGGGCCUUGCAGCCAAGCUACGAGCCAUACACGGAGGGUUAUAUCCGCAGUGCCAGCUCGUCGUUGCCGAUGACCCGGCUGCGGAAAUCGCUGCUCGCACAUGGAUCGACCAGAAGUCGGGUCUGGAUCGAAGUCAGCUAAUGCAUAUGACUUACACCGAGUGGCUGGCAAGAGCACCAGAAGACGUCGUCGCCGCAAUAACCAAACUUAAUAACCAGGACUUCAUGCCGAACAAGUUCGGGUACCCUACGACGCCAGGAGCUAGCGGCAAGAAACGAGACAGAACGAUAGAGUUGAACACCAAGAUCAGAUCGUGGUUGGAGGCCCUCCUGUCGCCCAAACCCAUAUCCAACUUGGAUGACUGGAAUCAAUACAGUGUUGACGAACACUGGCACAGUGCAGAGGACAAGAGCCAGCAAGCGACUGCAUAUAAUAGCCAGCUCAGCAUCAUUUCAGACGAUGAUCGACACCACGAGGGAGUCACGUUAACCUGGGAAAACAGACCCCGCAACCAUUUCAGCAGCAGUACCAGCUCAGACCCUAUAAUACUUCAUAUUUGGGGCAAAGAAUACAUGUUCGAAAACGUGGUAGAUGUGAAACGAUCACUCGCCAGCAUGGCCGCUUACAAAGCUGCUGAAGAAGGAAACGAGCAGAUGGUCAGGAAUCUUCUUGCCAUUGGUGCCAAUAUCGACGCUUUCACGGGAUUCUAUGGCACCCCGCUAGCGGCAGCAUGUAGACGCGGCCACGGCACAGUCGUGAAGCUACUGCUAGAUGCAGACGCCGACGUUAACAUGAGGAGAUUCUCUGGCACCCCGUUGGAACUCGCGGCUGCAGCUGGGCAUCGAGAUGUCGUUGAGAUGCUGCUCACCGUAUUGAAACGGAAGCAGGCCCACUGCGACAUCUCAGAAAAACUAUAUACCGGCACUGCACUUCACGAAGCAUCUGCCGCGGGUCACGAGGCGGUGGUAGCGUUGUUGCUGGACAGUGGAGCGGAUAUUAACUUUCGAGAACGGCACACCGCGCUGGAACGAGCAUGUCACAACCAUUGCAAGAUCAACGUUAUCAACCUGCUUCUUGCCAGAGGUGCCGACGUUAACGCUCCCGGGAGGAAUUUCGGGGUUCGGAGUGCGUUGGAAUCGGCAUGCCACUGUGGCGACCUUUACGUUACCACCCUUCUUCUGAGGAAAGGUGCCGUCAUUGACUUCCCGCUGGAUGAAACCUUUACGCCCGAAAUCGUCUCGCUCCUGGUAAAACACAAGGCAGACGUAAACAACGUCACCCGAAAACCACUUUCAGAAAGCGGAUUGAAAGCACUGCGCGACACCGGCCGAGUCCUCCGAGAUCCCUUAAAGGAGAACUUCAAAGAAACAAGUCUCCGAGUCAGAAAACAGAGAAAACCCGCCCCAUCCGGGCCUGUGAAGGAGCUUCCUGUGCCUCGAGAACUCCGAGAUUGCGGCUGUUUACUCUGUUUCAUCGACCAGAACAUUCAACCCACCAUAGAGCGACAACUAAUAGACUCGGCGUUGUGGCGAACUAAGAAACGGAGAGAACCUCCAGCAACAAUCGAUGAUCCGGUUUCUGUCACCUUGAGAGAAAUGGGGAAACUCACCUUGGUGGAUCGCCCAGAAGAGAUGUACCUCACUUACAAUUUCGAAUAUCCUCCAAUGGAGUAGCUGGGAGAGUCUCUCUUGAAGGAGCUACCAGAAAUCAGGUUCUCUACCUACAUGCCCGGGUCUAUACACCAGCAGCUGGGCAUACAUU